This is a messenger RNA of Rotaria sordida, 5103 nucleotides long. The record is from the annotation of a GenBank genome assembly. NCBI's taxonomy places the organism in Eukaryota, Metazoa, Rotifera, Eurotatoria, Philodinida, Philodinidae.
AUGCUUCGCGAGCUCAUGCGAAAGAUUCGUCUAAUUACACGAAAUGAUUUGAUAAUCGAUUGGCGAAUAUUCUACAAUUGGGCUCAACUCAUUUAUGAUAAUCAUGAUAAAACACAUGGAUUAGUCAUUCUGCCUAAAGACAUUAAUAUGUCACUUUUUGCUUGUGUGCGACUAUGUGCUUCAUACUUUUCAGCACAGACCACUCAAGAAAUUCUUGAUGAAUUACGUCCACGAAUAUGUCCAUUCGAUUCAAGUUUUGUUAAUACCAUCAAAAUGUUUACUCUGCUUCUUCCUGUCAAUCUGCCUCCAGAUUUGCACAAUCAAGGAUUCAAAUUAUGGCUAGCUGAGUUUUUCGGUAUAUGGGCAAAUAUACAGAAGACAUCAGCAUGGAAAUCAUAUCUUUGUGUUCUAUUUUCAUCGGUUGCCUGGAAUAAUAUAGGUCAUAUUCAUUGGGAACCUUGGAUGCCACAGAUUUUUACGCACAUACUUCGAAGUUUUUCGCUUCCGAUUGGUAAAAUACAAAUAUCUUUAGAAGAAUACAAUCCCAUUGUGUCAACUUCAACAAAAUGGAUCAUUGCAAUGAUAGGCAAUGGAGGUUCAUGUCUUCAAUAUUUGCGAGAUCUAUUAAUGGCUAUGAAAAGUUUCUAUCAUCCAUCGAAUACGGGAGCAUUUCAAAAGGAUCUAGUCGAGUUUAUCCUAGGACUUGCUCAAAAUUUUGUCGAUCGAGUUCAUUUGGAACGUACAAGUCGCCCUGUUUGGUCCUUUGCACCACUAGAGUCAUAUCGACUCACUGAACAAGAUAUUACUGAUUUUGUCAAUUGUGUGAAAGACUAUGCAUUCAUUUCUAUUUUUAAUAAGGAUUAUACUGAAGAAGCAGCUAAAACUUGCAAAUAUCUUUCUAUACUUCGACCAGAAUUAAUUAUACCAUCAAUUGUUGAAAAACAUUUUUCAUCUAUUGAUUGUAUGACUGAACCACAUCGUUUCACAUCAAUCAUUACUUGUUUAACACAUAUUGCUCGUCAAAUAGUCCAACAAACAUCAGCUUAUUCUCAAGGACAAAUUUAUGUAUUACCAAUACUAAUGUCUGUGUUACCGGGUAUUGAUUUAAAUGAUUUGGAAAAAACAUCAGUUACAUUAGAAUUUCUUGAUACAAUUCUUAUGCUUAUUACAUGUGUUGAUUGUUCAUCAGCAGUGAACACUCGAAAUGAUCUAACAGAAAUUGAAAAAGAAGUAUGUCUAUCAACAGCAAGCUUUGAAGAUUUCAUUGUUGAAUUUCUCAAUCGAAUAUUUCAAAUGAUUGACGUAUUAUCAGCAGAUAUGUCCGAUGCUGUCACAAAUAACGCAGAUAUUGAUAUAGAUGAUAUUAUGAUCAACUGGAAACUAACAACGAUCAUGUUCAAUAUAGUUCAGCAGUGCAGUAGCAAAAUUUUUCAAAAAAUUCGAGAAAAAGUGAUAAAUUUUGUUUCUGGUGUAUGUUUAUCAUCCCGAGUGCGAGACAUUGUCUCUAGUCUCGUUCAAGCACUUGUCAAAGGAAAUCCAGUCGAAACACUCAAGUAUCUCAUGCCUAAAACAUGUGAAUCCAUCGAAAAAAUAUUAAACAAUUCCGAAUCAACUAUAUUAUUAACUGAUCAUAAAGGUGAUAUUGAACUGACUUGGUAUUUAAUUCUCUUUGCAGAGCUUGUUCAUGCUCGUGGUGAUGCUCUCAUGAUCUAUAAAUCAAUGAUAAUGUCUGUUUUUCGUCAAUGUAUUUAUUUUAUUAACAAGAAUUCAUACGAAACUAUUGCUCAUGCCAUUGAACAUUUACUCGAGUCACUUACUCAUGUAUAUCCAAUCGAUUAUCGAUUAACGAUUGAAAAUAUUGAGGAACCAUUUGUUGACUUUUUGCCAAUUCGAGCUUGGGGACAAUAUGUUGAUUUCAAUAAACUUCAAGUUCAAUUUCAUAUUCCAAAUGAAGAUGAAAUUGAUUUUGCCUGUGAAUUUGUCAAUACAUUCCUGUAUCCUGAAUUAACCUUAUUGAAUGAAAAAGGUUUAAAAAUAUCGAAUGAUGAACGAUUAAGAUCGCUCACUAUUAUUCAAUCUAUAGCCACCGAGUGCUUUCGAAUGAUACCACGUAUCGAAAGUGAACAAAUACAAAAUCUUAUACCAUCAGUUGUUCCUUUUGAGUCAAAAUAUCAAAUUCAAUUUCCAAUCUAUUCUAAAGAACUAAUUUCAGAAUUUAAAGAAAAUUUACGAAUGCGCUUAUUCAUUGAUAUUGGAAAGUUACUCGAUCUAUUGAUUGAAAAUAAUUCGGAUGAUGUUGCAUCCAUGACAACCGCUCUGAAAUUCUAUUCAUUGACGUCUAUCUAUUAUGGUAUAAAUGAAAGUUAUAUUGAAUUUUCACGUGAUGAAUUUACUUCUCACGAACAAUUAUUAAAGAAUAAACUAUGUGGUGAAGGGCAAAAUAAUCGUUUUUUGUCAAUCCAAAAAAUAGGAUUACAAAUCGAAGAACUCGAACUAAGUAAUGUUGGAAUAUUGAAUGACAUCGAUAAACAAAUCAUACUCAAAUUAUUUGAACUAUCGAUUAAUCGAUAUAGUGAAGUUCGUUGCGCAGCGCAAACUGAACUUUUCAAAGUUCUCAAGUAUUAUCAAUUCUCAUUUCAAGUAAUUAUCGAUCGCAUUGCCGAACUAUUUAAUACACAAGAUGAAGUUGAUCAUGAUCAAAUUAAAGGAUGUCUCUAUAUUCUUUUGGGUGAUGAUUCUUUUUUCUUGCCUACUAAAUAUUCGUGGGCAAUGAAAGAAAAAUUGUGGCCAUCAAUUGUACGAAUGGCUCAUGCAAAUAAAAUUAGUAUACAAAAUUUGAUUGAUGAUAUUCAUGAAAAAAUUUGCGACGAGUUCGUUACGCAAGUUAUUAUUCAAAAUACCAAUGAAAUAUCGAUACAUGCGGCAAUAGGUCUAUGGCAUCCUUUAGAACCAAGCGAAAUAGAAACGCGUAAUGAAUCCAAUCAAACAGAUAUUCAAUCAUACAGUAAUCUAAUAGAAGCGCUUAAUCUAUCACUAGUAGAUGAUAUACUAACUUGGGGUCAACAAAAGAUAGCAAUAGGAUUAUUAUGUCUUCUACUUCAAAAGUUUGUGCCAAUAUCAUCAUCAUGUAUUGAAACAUUCGUUGGUUUUCUCGUUCAUGAUAAUAUUGAAUUACGAAGGUACGCUACAAUAGGUAUUGUAGCAUUUUGUCGUUUACAAAAAUCACCUCGAAUCUAUAUCGAAAAAUCUCUAGAAGAAAUUUUUCAUAACAUCAGUAAAUCACUACCAGUUAUGAUGAAUGAUGAAUGUUAUCCCGGUGAUCGUGAUGAUAAUUCAUGGAUAACAAUCGAUGAUUAUAAACCACCUGAGACACAGAUUGAAUGGGAACAAACAUGUUUUUUGGAUAAACCAUUUCAUGGUUAUUACACCUGGCCAAAGAUGAUCAAAUACGCAUUGAAUAAACGAGAACGCUACACACUAAAUAAUAUGCCAGAAGACGUGACUAUUUUAUAUGAUCGUUUUAUUGACAAGAAUUUUGUAGAACAAGUGAUAGAAUUUAUGAUUUUGGAUGAAGAUGAAGACGGAAGCGAGAUAAAUUUCGAUAAAACUCAAUUUGUCAUGUUCAAAGGUCUCCUUCGCAAUUUCGGUCUUGCUUUUCUGGACAAUUUCAUGGAACAAUUGUACGUGCUUAUUCAUGAAGAAAAAAAAGAAAAACAGGCAAGUAGUCAUCGGGUGGCAGCUGAAAUAGUAGCUGGUAUGAUAUGUGGUUCAAAAUAUUGGACAUUAGAAAUGCUUAAUGAACUCUGGGAAAAGCUCACACCAUUUCUUACUGAAGUUUGCACAAAUCUCAAUUUCGAAACUUUCUCCUAUUGGAAUACAUGCUUCAAAUAUAGUAUGGAGAAUAAAGAUCCUCGUCGUAUAUAUCGACUCAUUCACUUUAUUUGCACAUUGAUCAAUACUAAAACAAUGUUGAAUACAUUCAACGAAAUGUCUCGCUGGACUCUAAUAGAAAAUUUAAGAGAAUUUCAAUGGCGUAUUCCAUCUGUUUGGUGUAAGAUUAAUGACUAUGCUAAAACACUUCUUGAUCAUCCAUACAAAGAUGUACGAGAAAGUAUUGCCAAUAUAUUAUCAAUAUCAAUUAGCUUUGAUAUAACGUUGUUCAAUGGAAAAUCGACACGCCAGCCUAAUACUAGUCAAUUUAUCGAUACUAUAUGUAAACAAUUGCAGCAAGCUAUUGAAAUUCAUGAAAGGACGUCAUUAAUCAAUAUAUCGGAUGAAGUCGUUGGCAUUGAUCUUGAAGCACGUAAAGCGUUGAAUUUCAUUGAAGCAGUGGUUGAUAUGCACAUGCAAUUCUUCUUCUGGUGUCAACAACCAAUAAAAAAUGCGAUAAUUCGUCUUUUUCCUUAUCUAUGUGAAAUCGAAAGCAUUGCGACCAAUGACAAUGUCUUUAGAGAAAAAUUAACAAUCAGUCGAUUAUAUGUCGGCAUGUGUUUUUUAAAUGCAAACUUUUUAGAAGUACUUAUUCAACAAUUAGAACAAGUUUGUACAAGCCCCAAAUGGCAUGCACGUCGAGCGACCAUUGAAUUUGCACAAAACAUGAUCUUUUGCAAUCUAUUUAAUGCUCGUCCUUAUUCUAAACAAUUACAUAAACUUGUACUCAAAUGUCUAUUUGAUGAACAAUUUGAAGUGCGAAUAGCUGCAUUGAUGACUUUGUCUGGCUUCUACCAAUGUGACUACAUUCAAGUGACUAAUGAAGACCUGAAAUACUUUCGUAUGAUGAGCAAGACUAAUUAUUUCACCGAAAUCGAUGGGAAGAAAGUCACAUUAUCGAACAAUAUUGCCAAACGACAUGGCGGUAUUUUGGGACUCUGUGCCAUUGUUCUCUCAAGCCCAUAUGAUAUUCCAACUUAUGUACCAGAUGCAUUGAUGCUUCUCUGUGAACAUUCGCAUGAUCCCGAUAUAAUACAAAAAUCGAUUAAAAACUGUUUGUCAGAAUUUCGUCGUACUCAUCAUGAUUCAUGGCAUGAACAUCGAGAACAAUUCACUGAAGAUCAACUGGCAGUUUUGGCUGAUGUACUCAUUUCUCACAGUUAUUAUGCUUGA